Molecule: messenger RNA, 3093 nt
Organism: Oreochromis niloticus (Nile tilapia)
Lineage: Eukaryota; Metazoa; Chordata; Actinopteri; Cichliformes; Cichlidae
Gene: pacrg
Product: PARK2 co-regulated
Exons: 5
Coding region: 160-738 (192 amino acids)
Cellular component (GO): cytosol; vesicle; neuron projection
Molecular function (GO): Hsp90 protein binding; Hsp70 protein binding
Source: RefSeq, a predicted model, not a curated record
CACGUCUCCGGGGCAACCGGGUCUAAGCGUCUCAGAAGUUGAUAGCAACCACUACAGAACGCAACAGGCGUCAAGUUCUUAGAGCCGCGUAGAAUAAUUAGUAAUUCCAGCAACAUUGCCCUUCGUUAAUUUGGACUUCCACCAAUAGAAGCUGUGGGAAUGUCGAGGAGGAAGACGGAGCUAAACGCAGAGGGCUUCACCGUAAAGGCCACUUUGAAGAACGCAGUGGUGGUGGGUCCCAGAGCUUCCAGGGUUUUUCAUGAGUGCCCUGCCAAACCAAGCACAUUCCGCAAAUACUACGAGCGUGAAGAGCUUCCGAUUGCAGUGAAACAUGAAAACCGAGGGAACAGUAUUGCAUGGAAGGUGGACGUCGAGACACUGGACUACCACCACUACCUGCCACUGUUCUUUGAUGGUUUAACUGAGACUGCUUUUCCGUAUGAACUCUUCGCCCGCCAGGGAAUCCAUGACAUGCUGGACCGCGGAGGCCCCAAGAUCCUGCCUGUCAUCCCCCAGCUCAUCAUGCCCAUCAGGAAUGCCCUGAACACAAGGAACCAUCAGGUGAUGUGCACCACCAUGAAAGUCCUGCAGCACCUGGUGAUGUCUGCAGACAAGGUGGGAGAAGCUCUGGUGCCCUACUUCAGGCAGAUCCUCACCGUUUUUAACCUCUUCAAGAACAACAGAAACGCUACUGGCCUCCCAACAGCUCACCGGGCGAGAUGUGUUUGGAUGGGCUGAAAGGCCCCAGAUUGCACAACCUCUCUGCUCCAACUCCAGGCCCCAGGAAACUGGUCGGAGCUCCGCUGGUUCCCAAGCUGCACCUCUUCCCCGACUCCCUGUGUUCUCUGUCUGAAGGCCAAGCUCCCCCUCUGGGCUGGCUUUGGCUGCUCAUUUCCACAGUAACAGGGGGCAACUCUCCACGGACUUGGCUUUGUAACCUACACCAACAUGCUUUUGCGCAAACACACACACGCAGCUGAAGCAGACUGCAAGUCUGUAAGAGUCACUGUACUCAUUACCUCUCACUGCCCAGCUUACACACAUCUCUGAUUUUCUUUCACUGGCUGCAUUAUAGAUGCUAUUUAAGAUUUUGCUAACUAGUAGGGUGCGGACGCCUGUGUUGUGGGCCGCUCCAAAACGAACCACUGCCUGAGUUUUGAUGUGAAUAAGAGCUUUUCUCGAUUGCUGCAUUCCUCAGUGUAUGCGAGUAUUGCAGUUGUUGUAUCUCUAAAAGGAAAACAGUAAAUAGCUGCUAAAUAAAGCCAAAGCUGUAAAAAUCUUAAGUGUAUCUGGGCUAACUGUUGGUCAAAGCACAGCUGGAAACCAACCCCCCACCCCCCACAUAUCAAACAGCAAGAGCUGCAGACUGAGAUCAUAGACAUGUUACUGCUUAACAGUCCACUUUAUGGGACUGGCUGUCUUUGUGUUUUAAUGAGGAGGCCAUGGACGAGUGGAAAGGAGAGGAGAAAGAUGGAGGGGUGGUGAGGGUUGGUGGGGUUGUAAGGGAAGAUGAGUGAUUAGAAAAGACUGAGAAAGAAUAAAGGAUGGAGUGUUUGGAAGAGGUGAUCGUGAGGUUUAGUGUCCCCUUUCUCUCUCCAAGUCUAAUUAGGAGUGAAAGAAGGGGUUGCCGGGUCCUCCUUUAAGUGCUGCUUUUAAUUUUUCACAUCACAUCCUGAUGAUUCUCUUCUCUUCUCUUCUCUUCUCUUCUCUUCUCUUCUCUUCUCUUCUCUUCUCAAAUGACCGGUUUGUUUUUCUUUGUUUUAUUUUAUAGCCUCCAGAAAUAAAAUCUACACUCUUUCUUCAGGAUAUGUUAGUUGAGCAGGGCCUUAAAUUGGCAACAAAUUUGGACGUCCGUGUGUGUGUGUGUGUGUGUGUGUGUGUGUGUGUGUGUGUGUGUCUCAUUCCUCUGAAAAGUGUUUUGAGCCUCCGGUGCACUGGCAUGAGAUUGGCAGUUUGCUGUGUGCUGAUAAAGUCAACGUCUGUGUGUGCGUGUGUGUGUGUGUGUGUGGAUGUGUGUGCGUUUAAGUGUGCCUGCUGGUGAAAAGGAAGGAGGAAAGAGGAGUGCAGCCUGGACACCUCAGGAAUGUUUUCCUGAUAACAAGUUCUUCCUGCGCUGUGUGCUCGGCUGUUGUUAUUUUAUGUGUUUUACUGCACUGUGACUGUGUGUGUGUGUGUGUGUGUGUGUGUGUGUGUGAUGGCGGAGGGCAGGUUUCACUGCUUUUCAGUUAGCCACAAGUUUAUUUUUAAUCACAGUGGAGUAUGCAAACAUGCAGCCAAAGCGCAGCAUUAAAGGAGUCCACUUGGGUCAAAGUGAUGUAGAUUUUUUCAUCGUGCAGUGAACGAGUUUUGGUUACGUACAGACGUACGUCCACAGCUGUGGAAUCUACUUAAAUUCAGUAAACCACAGAGUCAAGCUCAGUUACAAUCCCAGUUCAGCUAAUGGCAUUUUGAGCAUUACCUGCAAACCUCUUUGCAACCCACUGAGUCUGAGAUCCCCGAAUAAAGCCGUAAUCUACAACUAUAAACUACAGGGGUCCUAACUGAAAUGCAGAGGAUCAGCUCCUUUGUGUGUUUUUGAAGAUUUUAACUGUCUCAGAUUUUACUCCAAAUCAAAAUCACACACUUAAAUAAGUAAAAGAAGAUAACAGCACAAACACACACACCACGCACAUUCCUACCUUUGGAGCAUGACUCCAGCUCACUGCUCAUGCCUCAUGUGCACCGGCGCGUGCUCUGUGCAGCAGCAGAGCGCACACUAACUCGUGCGUCCUCUCCACCGCUCUCCCCUCCGCAGGCCGCCUCAUUAAACUUUCAGCUGAACAGUUAAAAACUCUUUUUGCCGUUCGGUCCCAACUGGCCGCGGCAUAAGAGGAGUAAAUUAAAUUCAGUCUGUCCACUGGGUUUGAAGUCAGAUGGAAGGAUGGCAUUUGCCGACUCGGUCUGCAGUCUCAAAGCAAUGCGCUGUGGCCACAGGUGGUGCUUUGUGAGCCCUGACAUCAGCCUCACAGUCUGAAAUGACCCGGGCGCUCCUAGAAUAUACGCCGUCUUUGUUUUGUUUUUCCUCAUUGUGUCUGGUUUAUGUCUUUGCUCGUC